AUGGUCAGACGAUAUCUUAUUGUUCAACGAUCUGUUGAUGAGAAUCAGCUGAAUUCUGUAUGUGAUAUUCUACCACUGCUGAAUGAAGUAGGGCUGUUGAAGACUGUCACAGACAUCUGCCCAUAUUCUAAGCUCCUCACGUAUGAAUUCUACUGUAAUCUCAAUGACGAGAUUGACAUCUUAACCGGGCCACGUCCUAUGCAGAUUUUCAUUAGAGGGAAGUGGUACAUCUUUGGGCUUGACAUGAUCAACCAAUACUAUGGACUGACUACUGUGCAAGAAGAAGCAAUUACAGACUGGAACUUGGUGGCCAAGACUCUAACGGGUGGACAGAUUGACACUUGGCCUACGGGUGACAAGGAUUAUCUGCAGAGCUCUCAACUCACAUCUAGAUAUGUUAUUCUACAUCGUCUGGCUCUUCAUAACUGGCUCCCAUCAGCUCACUUUCACACGGUUGGUAAGCACCUGGCUGGUUUCUUGUUUCGAAUUGGGACAAAGAUGCCGAUUGAUCUGGGAAACUGGAUUUACAACCACAUCCUCACCAUGAUUCAUCCACGAGAGCAGAAGGUAAGGCUACCCUUUCCGAAUCUGAUUUUUGGCAUUCUUACAACUCAGGGUCUUGAGCCUAUGCCGAGUGAAGUGAUAAGUCCAACUCUGCUCUAUACUGUUGAUCGGCGUCUUUUGACUGGAGAUCAUAUUCGAGAUGUUAUACCGGUGACUACCCUCUCCAAUUCUGAAGCUGAUACUGUGGCUGAUGACUCGCCCCAUGCCAAGGAUCUUCAUCUCUCCAUUCAGUUAAAGGCACGGGUCUAUGAGCUUGAGACAGUUCACGGUAUAAUUGCUAAACAACUGACUGAGGCCCGUACUGAGCCGGCAACCGUUCUUAUUCGUUUAAGCCUAUCUGAAUCUGCUGCUGCUACUGAACCUGCGAAGUCCGACAGUGGCACUCCCUCCAAUGCAUGA
This is a messenger RNA of Ipomoea nil (Japanese morning glory), 963 nucleotides long. RefSeq lists its product as uncharacterized. Bases 1 to 963 code for a protein of 320 amino acids. The transcript has a single exon. NCBI's taxonomy places the organism in Eukaryota, Viridiplantae, Streptophyta, Magnoliopsida, Solanales, Convolvulaceae. The record is from RefSeq and is a predicted model, not a curated record.